CCGAUUUCUCUUUUAAAUAUCUCUCUCUCUCUCUCUAUCUACCUCUCCUUAUAUUCUUUUCUCUUUAACGAUUGAUCUUGAAUUCUCCAAUGGAUGACGGUGGAGGAGUGAGAGCAGGGUGCAUUCGGAUCAGAUGUCCGUCUCCACGGAGAAUCGUGUCUCGGUGGUUCUCUCCACAAGGGAAGAAGACGGCUAUGGCAGAAGCAAGGGUGAGAGACGACUGUGACGCGGUGAGGAUCAGAACUUCCUCGGAUGGUCAUCAUGGUGUUGGCCAAUUUUCAGAUUCACCGUCACCUACUAUCCAUUCCGAAUUGCAAAGAAGGGAAUUUUUGUUCAGCAUUGGAUUGAGUUGUUAUUUGAUACAUUUGAUUGCUACUGGUAGAGAAGAGAUUCACAAGAUUGUUGAGUUACGUAACGAUUUAGAGAGGUUUUUGGAAUGUCGAGACGAAGAACUGAGGCGAAAACAGCAAGAGUUUGUCGAGUUACGGAACGAUAUAGACAAGUUUAUAGAAUUUCACAACGAUGAAUUGAGGCGAAAACAGCAAGAGUUUCGCUUUCGGAAGCAAGAACAAACUGAAACCUCUGCAUAUUCCGCCACAAGUGAUGUUGUAGAUGGCCCUGAAUCGUCUACUGAUCACUAUUACUCUCCUCAGAUCAUGGAGACAUCUAUGAGUGUUGGAGGUGAAGGGUCUUUGUCACAUUAUGUAUAUAAGCGAGGGGAUGAUUCUGGAGGUGAAAUGGAUCAGCUUGAAGCUGAACUUGAAGCUGAGUUUGAGCUUCUUCAGAUUGGUCAAGACCAUGAUGGUACAAGUUCUAAGCUCAAGGAGGUUUCGAGUGAAGAUGCAGAAGGAUUAAGAUUGGGACACGUGUGUCCAGGACUAGUGGAGGAACAACAAGGAGUGUGUCCGUAUGAGCUGGAGAGAAGACUACACGAGCUCAUGGAGACAAGACAACAAGAGGAGAUAAAGGAGUUAGAGAUUGCAUUGGAUGAUGCUAAACAAAGGCUUCAUUUGAAGGAGAGAGAAGCUUCUUGGUGGAAAGACACUGCUUAUAUAGUCUCUGAACGUAUUCCAGAACCUUCUAGAAUCACUUACAGCUCUCGAACUCAUCCUUACCCUCUCUCAAGGUGAGAAUUUGGUAUUUCACAAUUCAUUACAAAAAGUAGAACAGAGUAUGUAAUUUUGUGAGAAGCAACAUGUUAAUUAAUGGAUUUGCCUUAUUUUCUCUU
This is a messenger RNA of Arabidopsis lyrata subsp. lyrata, 1228 nucleotides long. RefSeq names its product protein POLAR LOCALIZATION DURING ASYMMETRIC DIVISION AND REDISTRIBUTION. The transcript has 3 exons. NCBI's taxonomy places the organism in Eukaryota, Viridiplantae, Streptophyta, Magnoliopsida, Brassicales, Brassicaceae. The record is from RefSeq and is a predicted model, not a curated record. Gene Ontology annotation, biological process: asymmetric cell division. Bases 90 to 1130 code for a protein of 346 amino acids.